Molecule: messenger RNA, 796 nt
Organism: Corythoichthys intestinalis (scribbled pipefish)
Lineage: Eukaryota; Metazoa; Chordata; Actinopteri; Syngnathiformes; Syngnathidae
Product: histone H2B
Exons: 1
Coding region: 19-393 (124 amino acids)
Cellular component (GO): nucleosome
Molecular function (GO): structural constituent of chromatin; protein heterodimerization activity; DNA binding
Source: RefSeq, a predicted model, not a curated record
GUCACUACAUAUUUCCAAAUGCCUGAGCCAGCGAAGACCGCGCCCAAGAAGGGCUCCAAGAAAGCCGUUACCAAGACUGCAAGUAAAGCUGGGAAGAAGAGAAAGCGAUCCAGGAAGGAGAGCUAUGCAAUCUACGUGUACAAGGUCCUGAAGCAAGUCCAUCCCGAUACUGGGAUUUCAUCCAAGGCGAUGAGCAUCAUGAACUCUUUCGUCAAUGACAUCUUCGAACGAAUUGCAUCUGAGGCCUCACGUUUGGCGCACUACAACAAGCGUUCUACUAUUACAUCAAGAGAAAUUCAAACAGCUGUUCGACUGUUGCUUCCCGGUGAACUGGCAAAACACGCCGUUUCCGAGGGUACAAAGGCCGUCACCAAAUACACCAGCUCCAAGUAGACGCUACUUCAAUUCAAUCCAACGGCUCUUUUAAGAGCCACCUACUUCCUCGGAAAGAAUGUAUAUUCCUAUGUGACAAAGUAGUCUGUGACUAAAUCUUACAUAGAACUGCAAUAAAUGCUAAAUCUAUUCGUACGAUACAACAUCUUGACGCAUCAUUAAAUUGCUCAGACACCCGCAAAAAUUGCACCCAGAAUAUAGUACAAUAUUAAUUACCGCGCAGUUGGAUGUGCGACAUAUAUUAAACCUUUCUGACAUGACAAUGCCCGUUUGAAAAUGAACAUUAACUAUUAGGGUAUUAAAUAAAACCCCAAAACUGCCUCAGGCACAGUGGUCCUGUCGUAAGAUUGGUUUUGGUGGUUUGUGAAAACCACAGAACAUUUUCUUACAGUAAAUAAACAGG